Messenger RNA from Rubroshorea leprosula, 704 nucleotides. The record is from the annotation of a GenBank genome assembly. Lineage: Eukaryota; Viridiplantae; Streptophyta; Magnoliopsida; Malvales; Dipterocarpaceae.
CUUUUUCUUUUCUUUUCUUUUUUUCCUUUUACCUCCAACGAACCCAGGCUUUCUCUUUCUCUUUCUCUUUCUCUCUUCUCCGUUCAUCUCUUUCUCUAAAUUAACGAAAUCCGUUUUCCUUCUCUGUUUUGCAACACAUGAAUCAGGGAGGAAUGGCUCAAAAAAUCGAGAAAGCAGAGACCGAGUUUAAGGCACCGGAAACCUUGACUCUUUGCGUCAACAAUUGCAGAGUGACCGGGAAUCCGGCUACCAAAAACAUGUGUCAGAAAUGUUUCAACAUCACCACUGCUACAACCUCCUCCUCCUCCUCAUCGCCAUCUUCCACCGCCAACGUUACCUCGGGAGGGGCGGUUGCUGGAGGAGCCUCAAUCAUGAAAUUCUCGACCAAGCCAUCCUCAAGAUCUGGGACUUCUCGAUCAAUCGUUGGAGAUCUGAUCCGAUCCUGUUUCUGCUACAACGAUGACAAGCAGCAGCCAGAGCUCCUCGUUGGACAACUUGAGUGUGGAGGCCUUGUCGAUGGUGGAAAAGAAAGUGGUGAAUCGAUGUUCUAGUUGCAGAAAGCGUGUAGGAUUGACUGGGUUCCAGUGUCGCUGUGGGGAACUUUUUUGCACGGAGCACCGGUACUCUGAUCGACACGAUUGUAGCUACGAUUAUAAGGCGGCCGGUCGAGAAGCAUCAGAAUUGAAUGAAACCCAGCGAGGACA